Messenger RNA from Trachemys scripta elegans, 9799 nucleotides. It is a transcript of the gene TRMT1L, whose product is annotated as tRNA methyltransferase 1 like. Gene Ontology annotation, biological process: tRNA N2-guanine methylation. Bases 94 to 2388 code for a protein of 764 amino acids. Lineage: Eukaryota; Metazoa; Chordata; Testudines; Emydidae. Gene Ontology annotation, cellular component: nucleus. The record is from RefSeq and is a predicted model, not a curated record. The transcript is spliced from 16 exons. Gene Ontology annotation, molecular function: RNA binding.
GCCCUCUCCCUCCCCCCCCGUCAGGAGAGGCGUUUGCGGCUUGGACUCCCGCUCCGCUCCCCAGGCCGUGGUUCCGUGCUGUGUGUGGGGAAGAUGGCGGCUGAGGAGGCUGUAGUGGCAGCGCUGGCCCGGCUGCCCCCCGAAGAGGGGGAGCCGGAGGAGGAGGAGGAGGCCGGAGAGAUCAGUAAGGGAGCGGCUGCGGAUGGCGUGGUUGUGUCUGGAAAAAUGGAUAACAACAAACUAGAUGUGUAUAUGUCUGAAGCAGAAAUGAAAAACAAAGAGGAAAGAACAGAACAAGAGUCUAUAAGGGAGUCUGAUAGUACUAUUUUGGAUGCCUCAUCUGAUUCUCCAAGAGAGAAACAUAUUUCAAUUCAAAGACAGCUUGCUGAUCUAGAGAAACUAGCUGACCUGAGUGAAGGUGAGUUUACCUCGGCUGUUUCCCAGAACACAGAUCAACAUGUUGCAGCUGGAAAGAAACCUUGCCCACUGUGUCCUGAAGAGAAAUUCAAAGCUUGUUAUAGUCAUAAGCUCCAUCGCCACCUUCAAAAUUUGCAUUGGAAGGUUUCUGUUGAAUUUGAAGGAUACAGAAUGUGCAUCUGUCACUUACCUUGUCGCCCAGUGAAGCCAAACCUCAUUGGAGACCAGAGCUCUACAAAGAUGGGAGCCCAUUAUCACUGCAUCAUCUGUUCUGCAACCAUUACACGAAGAACUGACAUGAUAGGGCAUAUUAAGCGCCACGUGAACAAAGGAGAAACUGAGUCCAGGUAUAUUGCAGCCGCUGCUCCUAAGUCUUCUCAUGAAGUGCUGAAAGAGGCAGACACAGAUGUACAAGUUCUUCCUAACUACUCCACACCUCAGAAAUCAGAUUCCUAUUUUAAUCCCAAAAUGAAACUCAACAGGCAACUGAUAUUCUGUGCAUUAGCUGUUUUGGCUGAAGAACGGAACCCGUUAGAAUGUUUGGAUGCAUUUGGGGCCACCGGUAUAAUGGGAUUACAGUGGGCAAAGCAUCUUGGAAAUUCUGUGAAGGUUACGAUUAAUGAUUUCAAUGAAAAUUCCGUGACAAUGAUUCAGGAAAACUGCCAUUUAAACAAGAUGAAGGUGAUGAUGAACCCUAAGGAAGAGGAUGACUGUGAUGACACUAUGGAAGAAGGAGAGGAAAAUGUAGGCAUUAUUGAUGUGACAAAAAUGGAUGCCAAUGUCAUAAUGCACUUGAGAUCCUUCGAUUUUAUACACCUGGACCCAUUUGGAACAGCUGUGAACUACCUGGAUUCUGCAUUCAGAAAUGUAAGAAAUCUUGGAAUAGUAUCAGUGACAUCCACAGACAUCAGUUCUCUGUAUGCAAAAGCUCAGCAUGUGGCCCAGCGCCACUACAGCUGUAACGUUGUCAGAACGGAGUACUACAAGGAACUGGCAGCUAGAAUAGUCGUUGCUGCUGUGGCAAGAGCUGCAGCUCGAUGUAACAAAGGCAUUGAAGUUUUGCUUGCAGUAGCUCUAGAACACUUUGUCCUAGUAGUGGUGAGAGUUUUGAGGGGACCAUCUCCUGCAGAUGAUUCAGUCAAGAAAAUUCGGUAUCUUAUGCACUGCCAGUGGUGUGAGGAGAGGAUUUUUCAGGAGGGUAAUAUGGUAGAAGAAAACCCUUACCGGCAACUACCUUGUGACUGCCAUGGCAGUAUGCCUGGGAAGACAGCAGUAGGGCUUGGUCCUCUGUGGUCAGGGUCCCUUUUUAACACUGGAUUCCUCAGAAGAAUGCUGUUUGAAGCUGUUCAGCACGGCUUGGAUGAGAUUCAGCCACUUGUAAAGACAUUAAUCUGUGAAGCAGAGUGUACAACUCUAAAACAGUUUUCAAUCCAUGGUCCUGCCAGCCAGAACAAACAAGAAGAAUGUGGUGUCUUUAUUAAAACACCAGAUACUGCUGCUGACUACUAUGUGGUACAAGGUAAAAGGAAAAGUAAUGAAAUGAGUAGAAACAUAGCAAAAAGACUGAAGUCCGAAAGCAAUGCUGAGCACCCUGCAUUUUACUAUAAUAUCCAUAGACAUAGUAUCAAAGGAAUGAACAUGCCAAAGUUAAACAAGUUCUUACAGUAUCUGUCCCAAGCUGGGUAUAGAGUAAGCCGAACCCAUUUUGAUCCCAUGGGAGUUCGCACAAAUGCACCCUUGGCACAGUUUAAAUCUAUCCUUGUGAAGUACAGCACUCCCACGUACGCUGGGGGGCAGGCAGAAGGCCCUGUCCAGUCCACUGAAGAUGCCCAGGCAGGAGACAAUGUCCAAACUGCUGUAGCUGACAAGUCAGGAGACAUGGAGUUCACAGAAGAUAAUAAAUCAGGAGACACUCUCACGUUCACAAAAGACAGCUAUAAUGAUAACUUUACUGAUGCUGAAUGCAAAUAAUGUGUUAAUUUGAGAUUUGCAACUAAGCCCUACUCAUGUAAACCAAUCUACAGAACUGGUUUUGAAAGCUUGGGUUGCCAGUUAUUUCAAUGUGUGGGAGACAUUUUAGAAUUACACAGAAGAACUUGUAAUUGAUCACAAUACAUAUGGUCAAGUUACAAUUAGAGUGGAGAAAGAAACUAUAGAGGGUAUUGACUUUUAUGCUCUUGUCUUUCUUUUAAACAAUGGCAUUUUGUGACUACCCCCAGCUCUUUGAAAAGCCUUAUGCAAGCUCCUAGUGCAAUUUCCAGUACAGUGGAUAAGCGAUGGGGCCAAAAGUCUUAAGCAUUUCCGGAAGUGUUGCUAGAGCAUAACCUAAGUAUGAAAUGGGUCAUCAUGCGUGCAGCUUGAUUGGUUAGAGUUUAGAAAUAGGUCAGACACCAAAAAUGUUGCACUAUAAAAUGUGGUAUUAAAUUUAAGCAAGCCAGAAUAUUUUAAAUAGGUACAAUUAUAUCCUUAAGUAGCAAACUUAACUUUUACCUAAAAGCAAAGACUUAAAUGCAAGUGGAUCAGGAAUGAAAUUAAACUUUUUGCUAUUUGAAUUUUUAUCUUUAACUCUACAUAGCUAUAUAUUUCAAGUGAAUUAGCUACUUUGUACAAAAUAACAGUUACCUACUGGUAAUAAAGGAGAAAUCUGGUAAGCUAUUGGGGAGAGAGGACUGAGUGGCCAAGAGUUAAUUCACCAGGAUUUAACUCAUCCAGCAUUUAAAUUGUCACUGGUACUAUUUGAUGAUUAAGUCAAUACAUCUGAACUCUAGUCAGUUAGCUGGCAGUUAUCUAAUUUAACCUGCUUGUGAGAUUCCUUUUACGAGUCAAUGAUUAAAUUUUUACAUAAACAGGUUAUUUUCACUAUUCGAACCAUCUCUUGUGGUACAGGUUGAAAAAACACAUUUCAUAAAUAGUCAUUCCUUUUAAAAAGUGUGUUAUACACACACACACACACACACGUGUGUGUGUAUUUUUUUUUUAAUAUAUAUAAAAACCAUAUGAUUUUAUAGCUGAAGUAAUACCAUAUCUAUAUAUUUUAUGACUGAAGUAAUAGCAUAUCUAUAUAUAUGGUAUUACUUCAGCCAUAAAAUCAUACGGGUCAUUUUAGUGUAGCUUUUUCCAGCUGUUAGAAUGAAGAGUUUGGUCCAAAACUUCUGUCGUUCGCUAGUUCUGAUCUAGGAACAACUGUCUUAUACUGCUUUUAAAACAGGAUCUUCCAUACAGCACGGGUAAUAAUUUUAGACUCAGGCUUAGUCUACAAAGUUUUGGCAGCAUAACUGUAUCGACUAGGAGAUUGAGGGGGAAAAAAAUCAUACCCCCUAAAAACCAACACAAGUGUGCCAAAAGAAACUCCCCCCAUAUAGAUAUAAGUAUGCAGCCAGAAGAGAGUUUCUGGUGUCUUAGCUAAUGUCAUUUCACUGGUGGCUUAGCUGUACCAGCAGAACUCCUCCUGUCAUAUCAGUUUAUGCUACAUCUCCCUACUAUGGGGUUCUGCCAGCAUAGCUAUGCCAGCAAAGCAUAUGUAGUAUAGACUCGCCUUCAGAUACGGGUUUUCAUAGCCGCUGCGGCCCCAGUCCUGUCACAGAACCAUUCUAUCACUUCCUUCUCAGCCAUUCUAUGCCACUCAAUUCUACAAGAUUGCUAUGUAUCAAAUACCCUCUUUCAGGCUCUGCCAAGCUGUAAGACUCUAGUCAUGUAGCUCUUUGAGUUAUAGAAGAAAAAUCUUCUUUCAGAAAUCCACAAAAUAAACACUAGUAGUGUGAGAUUUGGCAUAAAGUACAUGAACUAGUCUAAUAGGACUGGGAACACAGAGGGAAAGAAUCAUGCAUGACUUACUGGUGCUGGAGAAAAAGCAAUUUCAAUGUAGGCACCAGAGAAAUCUUCCACAUAGUACCCACUUACUUCAUGCUAAAGUUCACACAAAAACAUCACAAGAAAAAGAAAAUGCCAUGAAAAUUGGCACGGGGUCUGUACAGCAGAUGUAGAACCUGGAAUUACUUAGCUCAAUUUUUUUUAAGUUGACAAGGUUUCAAAUUGAGUGUCCUUUUAACUAAAUACUGGUCUUAUUGAAGCGUUCAGACCUCAUUCUUGUUUUUAAUCUCUAUUGCUGUGGAAGCGUCUCACACCAACAGAGCAACUUCAUGAUACAGUGAAACUAACAAACCAGGAAGUUGUCAAAUGCAAAGCAAACAAACUGGCAAAAUACAAAAAGUUUCUAAUGUUUCAGUUAAAGAAAUCCAACACUGAAUUGAAACCAAUUUCAGGCAGAAAUGUGAUUUUAAAGUUGACAAACUAACUGCAGAGAUUAGGAGAACAGCUUGUGUAUACCUCUAUCUUAACACUCAAUAUCCAAAUCUGGCAUGUAGUCAAAUAGCUCCUUAAUGCAUAAUCUUUAGUUUAACUUGCCGUCAUGGUUCAGCAAGUCUCAGAAGUACAAAUUAGCUUUCAGUUGAAUGUAUUCGUGGAAAAGUAAUACAGCAAAACACAAAAUGUCCAGUAAGUUCUUAAAGUGUAUUGGGGCAACUUUUUGUUUAAGAAGGUGGAGUAAGUAAGGCUAGCCAUUUUCAACUUGAUUCUGACUAACAGGGAGGAAUUGGUUGCAAAUCUAAAGAUUGACGGCAAUGGGUAAAUGUGAUCACAAAAUGAUAGAUUUCAUGUUUCUAAGGAAAAGAAUGAGUGAGAACAGCAGAAUAUGGGCAAUGGACUUCAAAACAAAGCAUACUUUGACAAUAUGUCUCUGUUAGUGUGGAACUCUUCCAAAUUCAGAGAACUGGUACGUAAGAAAAUUUAAGGGAAAAGAGAGUUUGAGAAAGCUGGCAGUUUCUCACAGAUACAAGUUUAAAGACACAACAGCAAAUUAUCCUCAUACUAUAGGAAAAAUAGUAAGAAGCCAAUAUGGCUCCAUCAGAAUCAGAAAAUCAAAAAGGAAUCCUGCAAAAAGUGGAAACAUGAAUGCAAAAUGAAUACAAAAGACCAGUACAAGCAUGUAGGACAAAAUCAGAAAGGCUAAGGCACAAAAUGAGUUACACCUAGCAAAAGAAAUAAAAGGCAAUAAAAAGAGGUUCUAUAAAUACACGAGGAGCAAGAAAAAGACCAAGGAAAGUGUGGGUCCCCUACUUAAGGAUGAAAAACUAAUAACUGACAGCAUCAAGAAGACUGAGGUGUUUAAUGUACAUUUUGCUCCAGGCUUUACUAAAAAGGUAAUUUGUGAUCCAAUACUUAACACAAUAUUAACACGGGAAGAAACCCAAGCCAAAUUAGAGAAAGAACAGGUUAAAGAAUAAGGUCAUGUCUACACUAGUGAGCUUAGAAGCACAGCUGUACCACUCUUACAGUGGCACAGCUGAGCGACACCUAUGAACAACAUAAAUGUUGCUGACAUAAGCAAUAGUGUAGACUUGGCCUAAGUUAAAAUGUAUUCAAGUUGGUAGGAUCUGAUGAAAUUCACACUAGAGCACUUGAAGUAGCUGAGGCAAUCACAGAACCAUUAGCAAUUAUCUUUGAAAACUUAUGGAGGAUAUGUGAGGUCCAAGAGGACUAGAGAAGGAGAAACAUAGUACCUAUCUUUAAAAAGGAGAACAAAGAGGACGUGGGAAACCAUAGACCAGUCAAUCUAAUGGUGAUACCUGGAACAAAUUAUUAAUUAAUUUGUAAGCUCCUAGAAAAUAAUAGGGUUAUAAAUAUAUGCCAAUAUUGGAUUUGUCAAGAAUAAAUCAUGCAAAACUAAUUUCCUUCUUUGAUAGGGUUACUGGUCUAAUUGAUGGGGGAAACCUGUAGACAGGAUAUCUUGAUUUUAGUAAGGCUUUUGACACAGUCCCACAUGACAUUCUCUUAAGCAAACUAGAGAAAUGUUGGCUAAAUGAAAUUACUGUAAGAUGGGUUGUAGCGUGGAGGUGCAGCCUCCUGCUCUGUCAGAAGGGGAAGACCCGAGAGCGCCCCCUGGUGAGCAGAACCAGGCCACCUGUGGUCAUCCCGCCAGAAGCAGAGGGGCAGGACAGGAAGCUGGACUGUAAGAGGCCAGCCUCCUAGCUCAGGGGGAAAGCUGCCAGAGGUGCAGGACAUCUCUUCCUUACUGCCGGGUCCCAGAGCUGAAGGAGACAACUGCCCGACCAGAGGAGUUACUUGAAUUACUGGAGCCCAGCAACGCCGACGAACUGCUGCGGCUGCCAUUGGCUGUUUAUCCCGGAAAGACCGAGGAUGACCCCAAAAACCAGGUGUCCCAAACUGGGGAGGGUAGGAAGGAACCCAGGGAUACCAAAUAGGUUCAGCUGUGGAAUUAUUGUGAACUGGCCAGCAUCUUGCGGGUGGAUCCCCACUGACCUAGUGGCGAACUACCCCUCCACUAAUAAGGCCCUGGGCUGGGACACAGUGAAGUGGGAGGGCCUGCAUCCCCCUACCCCGGGCACCCCACCUGUGGAGGAUGGCCAUCUCCCCACUAAGAGGCCAGGAGGCCUGAACUGGUUUGGCGCCUGCUGAAGCUAUGGUGCCAGGCGCAUUUUCUGUCACUCCCAGUUGAGAGCUAAUUCCCCACCCUGAACUGCUGGGCUGUAUUGCACGGACUCAGUCUGAGCUAUAAACUGUGAAUUGCCCCGAUUGAGGGACUGGGGCGGAGAGACUAAUUAAGGCCUGGGCUGAUUGUCGGCCAGGCCUGCUAACUGCUUGCUGUCCUGGUUGAGGGGUGCUGCUUGGAUUAAUCACUAGGUGGACUCACUAGCUGGGAGCUGCGCCUGCUUGAGAAACAGCAAGGCAGCGCAGCCUCCCACCCUGUCAGAAGGGGAGAGACACAUGCCCCUCUUUACAUGGGUGCACAACUAGUUGAAAGAUCAUACUCAAAGAGUAGUUAUCAGUAGUCUGCUGUCCUACCGGGGAGGACAUAAAUAAUGGGGUCUCAAAGGGUCUGCCCUGAGUCUGCUUAUAGAAUCUGCAGAUGACACCAAGCUGAAGGGGUUGCUAGCAUUUUGGAGGCCAGGAUUAGAAUUCAAAAUAACCUUGUUAAAUUGGAGAAUUGGUCUGAAAUCAACAAGAUGAAAUUCAAUAAAUACAAAUGUAAAAUACUACACUUUGGAAGGAAAAAUCAAAUGCACAAAUACAAAAUGGAGAAUAACUAGAUAGGCAGUAGUACUGCAGAAAUGGAUCUGGACCAUCCCAGAUGUGUUCCCAGCACAGAUACCUACCAAAAAUCCAACUUUUAUUGUUCGUAUAGAUAAUUUAAAAACAACCACCUAAAUAACAUGGAAUGUAUGUUGGAGGACAGCUGAAAGUACAAAACAUCUGCAAACCAUUAUAUCCCACAAGUUGGGUGACCUUUCUUCUCCUCAUCAAAAGAGCCCUAAACAUUUCUUGACCUAAACAGUGGGAGGAAAGAGAAAUCCUAAUUAUGUUUUUCUAUGGAGGGAAUAAGGAGAGGGAGAUAUUGUUUUAUAUUCAGUAUAAUCAUGGCUUAAUGUUUGAUCCAGAACUACAGUUGAGUUAUAAUGAAGGGCUGAGGUUUAGAGUGCACAAUACAGUUUCAUCUUAGACUUUAUCAAAUACCACUUUUCUGGUAAGUGGAUAAAACAAUCUAUCUUACAAUACAUUUAUCCUCAAAUUUAGCUGCAGUUGUAAAACUUAGCAAAAACUGACACUGUGUAUUUUUAUAAAAGUUCAACCCCAUUCAGUAUGUAAUGCUAUGAUCCUACUUCGCAUAUUGCAAGUCUUCUGUCUCCAUUUAUGUUGGGAAGGUGAUUAGCACACAUGUAAAUCACCAUGCAUAAAAACUGAUUUUGCUGGGGUUCCCAAGUAGGGCACACCAAACCAACCGUCUUCUUUUCAUAUCACCGUUUGCAUGACAAUCAUUCUGUGUCCCACCCAACAGAAUAACUUGUUAUACAUGCCAUGGCAGCCACUGAAAAAGUUUGACAUUAGCUAGUGUUAUUACACAUAUACAUCCCAUUCUAAGCCCCUUAUCCAAAACCCACUGAAGUAAAUGGGAAUUUUUCAACUGAUUUCAAUGGGCUUUAAAUCACGCUUUACAAGUUGGAGGGGGGAGAAACUGAGGCACCAGAUUCCACUAUAUGGUGUUGGCACGUGUAUCCAGAAAGCAGAUGCAUCUCCCAGCCCUCUAUCUAGAAAACUGCAGAUAUGAUAAUGUUGUUAGACAGUGCUAGACUUUACUGGUGGAUUUAUAAUGCAAAUGGUUUCUUUUGUAGACUGUAAUAGGAAGUGAUUGAAUUUCCAGUACUGUGUUCACAGCAUUUUUGCUUUAUUGUGACAAAUGUGAGACGUUAGGUAUGACUUUAGUUUCAGAUAUUAUAACUGUUCAAUUUACCAUACCUAACAAUCACAAGGUACCAAAAAUGAAGAUCUAGCUCAACAGGAAGGCAAUAUGAAAGUUGUUUUGAAAAGUAAAAUUGUUUAUAGCACUAAAGUCACAGUGCAUCAAUGGUAUAAUCAAACACCUACAUAAUAUAUAUUUUUAAAGAACAUAAAUAUUCAGUAAAUUCACUAUGACAUGAAAAUAAGUUUCACAUUCUUCCACACUUUUUUUAAACUGCGGACAAAAAAAGACAUUCUCUAGACAGACACAGCUCAGCUUCACCAACACCUCCUUUGCUCCUUAAACAUCCUUAGAUAUCAUACCGGGAAUUUGUCAUUCUGCUGCAGCUAACCUAGAAGUUUCCCCAUAAAAUCUAAGUAUCACAAAAACAGGAUUAUAUUUAGUGGACAUGCACUAGUAAUCUAUACAAUUGAACAUUACACCAAGUAAUACUGAAUAAAACAACAUUUGAAAAUCAACCCUCACCCUCCAAUAUGCUUGGUGACUGGAAAUGUCAGUUUCAUGGCACAGAUUACAAAAAGAGUAGUAAAAACAUUUUAGAUACCAAAAAGAAAUAUUAAAAGUUAUUCAAGAAACCUAUGAAUUUUUCAUAUAGAGAUGAAACUGACCCAAAACAGCUGUCAAAGUGGACAUAUAUUUACAAAUGUUAGACUUGAAUGACGAGUAAUAGAAGGCUUGUUCCUUUCCCAACAGAAACCUAGGGAUUUGAAAGUGUACAAGUUCCAUAUACUUCAGAAACUCAUCCAUCUUAACUGUGAGCAAGACAAGAAGGGAGAAGACAAAGUUUAAUAUUCCUCAGCUGCUGUAAGGGUCUUUUCACUUUCAGCUUAUAAACUACAGAGACAGGAAGGCUGUCCUGUUAAAACCUUAGAGCAAAGAGAACAUCACUGUGCCAUUUCCCUAACAUUGAGAAUUCUCUUUAGCUGCAGCAAAGCAUCCCCACUAGGUGAGUGCAGGGUUCACGCCAGAAAAAAAAAAAAACCCACCCGUUUAACAUGCAGAUGAAUGGUAAAUGCAAAACUUCACACAGCAGCCACCUGCCAAGUUUAAAAAAAAAAAAAAAAAAUU